AUCGUCCAUGGCCUCUAUGAUUGUCGUCUCUUCCCUCCGGGCGUCAGCCUGCCGAGUCGUGAACGAGGAGACUGUUUUUGCUGCUGGAUUUUUUAUCCUCAUCUCGUUCAUCUACAAGGGCCACAUCAAGCGCAUCCGCGACAUCCUCUACACGUCGUGCGCUGAGCACACCCAGGUGGUCAAGGACCGUAUCCAGUCUGUUGAGCAGAUGAAGGACGUUGUCUCCGUCACCGAGGGUCUCUUUGCGCUCUCCAAGGAGACUGCGCAGCUCGAGUCUGAGGCGUUCGUCCAGUGCCAGAAGGUCGCGCUCGCCGCGGAGGUUAAGGCUGUUCUCGAUUCGUGGGUCCGCUUCAAGCAGCAGGCCAAGGAGAGCGAGCAAGCCGAGCUGGUCAAAUCUGUCGUCGACUCCGUCCUCAAGAGCCUCAGCAACGAGAAGACGCAAAUGGACAUCUCGCCUCCGUUGUUGCUGAGAUCGAGCGUACGUGUCUCAUUUCAUUGGGGUUUUCCAUCUCCCUCCUUGAAUGCCUAAAGCUCGUCCAGAACAAGGCUAUUUAGAUUACCGCCAUUGUUCAGAAUGUCAUUUAGAGCGGUACAUCGGCCUAAUGAACCACUUCUGCUCACGGUUCCGUCAUGGGCCGGUAGCCAACGAUGAAUAUCCUGAUGAAGACGC
Molecule: messenger RNA, 670 nt
Organism: Dichomitus squalens LYAD-421 SS1
Lineage: Eukaryota; Fungi; Basidiomycota; Agaricomycetes; Polyporales; Polyporaceae
Exons: 6
Coding region: 8-529 (173 amino acids)
Biological process (GO): proton motive force-driven ATP synthesis
Molecular function (GO): proton transmembrane transporter activity
Source: RefSeq, a predicted model, not a curated record